AUGUUACAGUGCACUGGUCUUAUUGACGCGUGCUACUACGCCCUUGUGUUCCCGCGUCCCUCUCGUUCUGCAGGCUUCGUUAGUAUCAACUGCGGAUACACGGGUCCCCCGUUUGUGGACAAACUCACUGGAAUAAGGUGGCAGCCGGAUCAAUACUACAGCACAGGAGUACCCGGCACUGCCCCCCCUCCCAAGGGCAAGCAAUGGGGGCCGUAUGACGCGGACGCGACCAUGCGAGUCUUUACAGAGUACCCCGUUAACUGUUAUAACAUCCCGGUGGCCAAGCCUGGGAGGUAUUUGCUGCGGCUGGUGAUGUACUAUGGGAACUAUGACAAGGCCAAGAGCCCGCCCGCGUUCAACGUCUCCUUUGGGAUCUCGUUCGCGGCGACGGUGGUGCUGACUCUGAAGGAGAGGGUGGUCUCAGAGAUCAUUGGUCAAGUGGACUCAACAGAGCUCGAGGUGUGCUUCGUGAGCAUCUAUGGCAAGCCUCUGGUGAACGCGCUGGAGCUGAGGCCGCUGCCCGCAGCGACUCCCUCAGUCACCUCUCUAUUCUUUCUGACCUUCCCUCCCCCCUCUCCCCAGGUGUGCUUCGUGAGCAUCUACGGCAAGCCACUGGUGUGCUUCGUGAGCAUCUACGGCAAGCCGCUGGUGUGCUUCGUGAGCAUCUACGGCAAGCCGCUGGUGAACGCGCUGGAGGCUGAGGCCGCUGCCCCCGGCGUCAUACGUGUCGUCUGCCCGACCCCCUCCGGAGUCAUGCUGCUCUGGUGGCGCCUCUUCAGUGCCAACGACUCGCUCACCAACCGCAUGCUGCGACGGUGUGAUGGCCACCAGUGGGGGCGCCGCCUCAUGUUUGACUGCCACCUCUCACCUAUCCACCCCUCUCCUCCCUUCUUCACCCCUGCAGCUACCCCUACGACCCCUUGGAUCGCAUCUGGGAUGCAGACGGUCUACCCGUACGACCCCUUGGAUCGCAUCUGGGAUGCAGACGGUGUGAUGGCCACCAGUGGGAGCGCGGCCUCGUCCACCCUCAUGUUUGACUACUCUUUCUCACCUCUCCACCCCUCUCCACCCCUCUCCCCCCUUGUCCACCCCUGCAGCUACCCCUACGACCCAUUGGAUCGCAUCCGGGAUGCAGAUGGCGUGAUGACCACCAGUGGGGGCGCUCCCUCCUCCACCCUCAUGUUUGACUACUCUCUCACCCCUCCACCCGUCUCCACCCCUCUCCGCCUCUCUCCACCCCUUUCCACCCUUCCAGAUCGCAUCUGGGAUGCAGACGGUGUGAUGGCCACCAGUGGGGGCGCUGCCUCGUCCACCCUCAUGUUCGACUAUUCUCUCGACUCCUACGUUUUUGGCACACCGAUUAACGUUAAGCCGGCUAUAGGGGCUAGAGCCGCGGCUGCAGCUACUUCUGCUGCGAUUGGCACUGGGGAUUCGGGCCGAACAGUGGUGGGGGAGAGUGCGUCAGUAGAAGCAGAGGAAUCGGCGCAAGCGGCGGCAACAGCAGCAGCAGCAGCAGCAGCAGCAGCAGCAGCAGCAGCAGCAGGGACAGCAGGAGCAGCAGUGGUAGGCCAAGGGACAGCAGAAGCGCUAGCACCGGGAGAAGCAAGUUCAGCAGUGGUUGCAGCAGCAUCAGAGCAAGCAAUCACAGGGAACGGCACAACCAACGCUGCCCCUGCCUUUCUACAGCUCACAGCGCGCACAGUGCCACAGGCCCCCGGGGCGGUGAAGCGGGCGGGGGACAUGGUGUUUGAUAUUGUGUUGAACGAGCAGGUGGUGGUUGGCAGAUUUGAUUUGUUUUUGCAGCUGCAAGGGGCGGGCAGGGCGGCACGGGUUGGGCCGAGUGGCGUGGGGGGAAGUGGUGUGAGUGGAAGUGGCGUUGGGGGAAGUGGUGUGAGUGGAAGUGGCGUGGUGGGAAGUGGUGCGAGUGGAAGUGGCGUGGUGGGAAGUGGUGCUGUUGAGGGUGGUGGCGAUGUCACUGCUCAUGCAGCUGCGAUAGGCCUUGCUGCUGCUCCUGCCACUCCCCUUCCUUCUGCUGCUGCUGCAGCUCCGUCCACCCUUCCUAACCCUUCCGCCACAGCUCCUGCACCCGCUCCUCCUCCUUCUUCUGGGAGCAGCAGCAGUGUCAGCAGCAGCACUGAUAGCAGCCUGUACGCGCAGCAGGUGGUGAUGGUGGUGGUGAAUUUUACGAGUGUGGAUCUCUACAUCCCCGCCAUCCUGCUGCUCAGGCCCGUCGCUACCAGCCGCCUGCCGCCAGCCAUCAGCGGCAUCGAGAUGUACGAGGUGUUCCCCGCUGCCAAGCCAACGCCCGCUGAUGAAGGUGAGUCACGAGUCGACUUAGUGAGUGUAUUCUUGAGUUGGCAGUUCACAUUCGAGCUGACUCGCAACAUGGCAAUCAGUGGUGCUGCAGGGUGUUUUGAGAAUUCUCAAAAACAUUCGAGCUGGCUCACAAUAUGGCAAUCAGUGGUAUGGAGAUGUACGAGUCUCCGCCCUGCGCGAAUUCCAAAGGCUGCUGGGGGCGCCAGCGUCUUUGGCCGGGUGGCAGGGGUCGGACCCCUGCAACCCCAUCAAGUGGGCGGGCAUUCAGUGCACUCAGGCGCAGGGGGACAGCGAGUCACACGUCAGCGGCAUGUGAGUGGGGGGGCGGGGAGGUGGGAUUGGAGGAGGAAAAGGGGGAAGGAUGGGAGAGAGAAAGGGAUGGGAGCGCCAAUGUCUCUGGCAGGGUGGCAGGGGUCGGACCCCUGCAACCCCAUCAAGUGGGCGGGCAUUCAGUGCAUCCAGGCACAGGGGGGACAGGGCAUUGCACGUCAGCGGCAUUCUCUCCUCUCCGUUCCCCCCCCGUUCCCCCCCACCAGCUACCUGGGCAACUACAGUCUCCACGGCCCCAUCUCGCCAGCUCUGGCUAACGUCUCUCGCCUCCAACACCUCUGGGUGAACGACAACAACCUGGAGAAUGAGAUUCCCAGCUCUCUUGGCGACCUGGGGGAUCUCUCAACUCUCCACAGUUCGUCCCGUCCCCCUGCCAAAAUCAUCUCGUCCCGCUCUUUUUCCUCACUCCCCUUCUCCUGCCCCUCGUUUAGUCUCCCUCUCUCGGACUCCUUCAACCUUCCUUCGCAGUCUGCGCCUUUGGUGCUUCGCGCAAACGUUAGCCUUAUUCCCCUCUCUCCUUCGCCCGUUCCCCACAACCCCUUUUCUUUCCACCAUUGCCUCUCAUCUCCUUCUUCUCUCUCUUUCCCCCGCGGCGUGCAGUCUAUUGCAGAACAACCAUUUAACAGGGGGGUUCCUCAGUCGCUCACCAACCUCACCAAUCUGGUCCAGCUUCACCCACUCCACUCCCCAUCCGGGCUCCCCUCUGUGUUUCCUUCUCUCCUGGAUGCACACUGCAGCAACGGGCACAAGGGGGAGGACACAGGGGGAACAGGGGCGCAGGGGCACAAGGGGGAGGACACAGGGGGAACAGGGGGCGCAGGGGCACAAGGGGGAGGACACAGGGGAACAGGGGGCGCAGGGGCACAAGGGGGAGGACACAGGGGGAACAGGGGGCGCAGGGGCACAAGGGGGAGGACACAGGGGGAACAGGGGGCGCAGGGGCACAAGGGGGAGGGCACAGGGGGAACAGGGGGCGCAGGGGCACAAGGGGGAGGGACACAGGGGGAAACAGGGGCGCAGGGGCACAAGGGGGAGGACACAGGGGAACAGGGGGCGCAGGGGCACAAGGGGGAGGACACAGGGGGAACAGGGGGCGCAGGGGCACAAGGGGGAGGACACAGGGGGAACAGGGGGCGCAGGGGCACAAGGGGGAGGGCACAGGGGGAACAGGGGGCGCAGGGGCACAAGGGGGAGGGACACAGGGGAAACAGGGGGCGCAGGGGGCACAAGGGGGAGGACACAGGGGGAACAGGGGGCGCAGGGGCACAAGGGGGAGGACCACAGGGGGAACAGGGGGCGCAGGGGCACAAGGGGGAGGGCACAGUGGGAAACAUGGGGCGCAGGGGCACAAGGGGGAGGACACAGGGGAAACAGGGGGCGCAGGGGCACAAGGGGGAGGACACAGGGGGAACAGGGGGCGCAGGGGCACAAGGGGGAGGACACAGGGGGAACAGGGGGCGCAGGGGCACAAGGGGGAGGACACAGGGGGAACAGGGGGCGCAGGGGCACAAGGGGGAGGACACAGGGGGGAACAGGGGGCGCAGGGGCACAAGGGGGAGGACACAGGGGGAACAGGGGGCGCAGGGGCACAAGGGGGAGGGCACAGGGGGAACAGGGGGCGCAGGGGCACAAGGGGGAGGACACAGGGGAAACAGGGGGCGCAGGGGCACAAGGGGGAGGACACAGGGGGAACAGGGGGCGCAGGGCACAAGGGGGAGGACACAGGGGGAACAGGGGGCGCAGGGGCACAAGGGGGCACCGGGCAGCACAGGGGGCACAGAGGGGGUACAUUCCCCCUGUCCCGGGGCGCAGCCGCCAAAUCCCUCUCUUUUCCUUGCUCCCCUCCUUGUCCCUCCUUUUUAUUUCCCUUAUUUCGCCCAUCUCUCCUCCCGCCCGUCCCCUUUCUCUCUCUUCCCCCAGUGCCACCGGGCAACGACCUCUGCUCCCCCCAGGGCCUUACGAUCCUCCCCAACUGCCGAGCCCACUUGCCCUGAUUCUUUCUUUUUCCCCUUACCCGCUCCUAUCUUCCUCCCUGUUCCCCUCCUCACCCAGUGCACGGGCAACGAUCUCUGCUCCCACCAGGGCCUCUACGAUCUCCCCAAACUGCAGAUGCACGUGCCAUUUGCCACUCUCGUGCAGAUUGUUAAGCUCUUUUCUUCCGCUUCUCUCCUUCCCCCCGCUUCCCCUUCCCCCCGUGCCACGGGCAACGACCUCUGCUCCCCGCAGGGCCUCUACGAUCUCCCCAACUGCGGAGCCCUGCCCCCUCCGCCCCCCCCUCCGUCUCUCCCCCCGCCCCCCCGCCCGCACCUUCCCCAUCUCCCCGCACCCCCUUCCGAGCCGUCCGUUCCCCCCUCUCCCACGGCUGACUCGAGUGCUACUGGGAGAAACGUGCUGGUAGGAUCUGUGGUGGGAUCUCUAGUAGUUGCUGCUAUUGCUUCGGCGCUGGUGGUGUGGAUGUAUUUUAGAGGGGCCAGGAAGGACAGGGAGAAGGGGGAGAGGGGGGAGAAGGAGGAGGGAGAGAAGCGGGGUGAAGUGGCAGCAGCAGGAGGGGGAGGCGGAGGAGAGGGCGGGGAUGGGGACGACGAGGAUCGGGGAAAAGAAGUGAUGGUUAUGGUGGGGGGAGUGAAGAGGAGAGGAGCUGGAGGAGGCGACGGGGGGUUCUGUGAGGAGCAGAUGAUCGGUGCUGGGGGGUUCGGGCCGGUGUAUCGUGGCGUGCUGGCGAAUGGACGGGUUGUGGCUGUCAAACGGCGAGCGGUGGAUUCCAUGCAGGGGUCGACAGAGUUCAAUAAUGAGCUCAAGUUUCUGUCCAAGAUCCGGCACCCCCACCUGGUGGCGCUGAUAGCCUUCUGUGAGGAGCAGGGGCAGCAGCUGCUGGUGUAUGAGUUCAUGGCGCAGGGCAACCUGCGCGAGCACUUAUACAACCGGUUGGGAGCGCCAAGGGGGCGUCUGCGGUGGCUGCAGCGCCUCUCCAUUGCUGUUGGUGCUGCCAAAGGCAUAGAGUACCUGCAUGUGGCUCUCCGUCCAUCCAUCAUCCAUCGGGACAUCAAGACCACCAACAUUCUCCUCGACGACAGCCUCUGCGCCAAGGUCGCAGACUUUGGGCUGUCUCGCCUGGGGCCGCAGGACAACACGCACGUUUCCACCAAUGUGAAGGGCACUGCCGGUUACCUGGACCCAGAAAGGACGGACUUUGGGCUGUCCCGCCUGGGGCCGCAGGACAACACGCACGUGUGCAGCAAUGUGAAGGGCAGUGCAGUGCAGGGUACCUCGACCCAGAGCCAGGACAACACGCACGUGUCCACCAACGUCAAGGGCACGGCUGGUUACCCUCCUCCCUCCGGCCCCCCCACCAGGUACUACAGGUACUACACGGUGCAGCAGCUGACAGACAGGAGUGACGUGUUCAGCUUUGGAGGUGGUCACGUGAGGUACUACACGGUGCAGCAACUGACGGAUCGCAGUGAUGUGUUCAGCUUUGGAGUGGUGCUGCUGGAGCUGGUCAGCGGGCGGCAACCCAUCGACCUCAGCCGCCCCCGCGUCGACUGGAACAUCAUUGACUGGAAGUGGAAGGUGGCCAAAGUGGGCAUUCUCUGUGUUGAGCCCCCAUCAUCCUCCCUCUCACUUCCUCCUCUGCGUGUUCCCCUAUCCCUCUCUGCUGCUGUGACACCCCAGGCGAGGAAGCACCUGCAGCAGGGGGACAUAGAGGCAAUAGUCGACCCCCACGCUCCCCCCUUCGGAAUUCUCAUAGACGCCAUGGGAGGUGGCCGAGCAGCAGCACCAGCGGCAGCACCAGCAGCACCAGGGGCAGGAGGGGAGGGGCAACAGGAGUACGAUUCUGAGAUAGGGGUGGAUUAUGGGGAUGAGAGGGGGGGAGGGAGAGGUGGAGGUGGGGAGGAAGGAGGAAGGGGUGGAGAGCGGUUGGGCGGUCAACGAGGGAGAAGGGUUGGCAGGAAUCGGUGGGGCGAGUGGAGUGGGAGCAGUGUGGGGAGGCCCGCGAUGGAGGAGGGCGGGGAGGCGGUCGGAGGGGGGGAGGAGGAGGGGGAGGAGGAGGGAGAAGAAGAGGGGAUGGAGGAGGAGGAGAGGGAGGGAGUGCGAUGGGGUUCAGAGGUCCCGGGAGUGGAGGAGAGAUGUACAUAA
Messenger RNA from Closterium sp. NIES-65, 6783 nucleotides. NCBI's taxonomy places the organism in Eukaryota, Viridiplantae, Streptophyta, Zygnematophyceae, Desmidiales, Closteriaceae. The record is from the annotation of a GenBank genome assembly.